Messenger RNA from Vigna angularis (adzuki bean), 338 nucleotides. Its product is annotated as gibberellin-regulated protein 12-like. Lineage: Eukaryota; Viridiplantae; Streptophyta; Magnoliopsida; Fabales; Fabaceae. The transcript is spliced from 3 exons. The coding region runs from base 25 to 303 and encodes 92 amino acids. The record is from RefSeq and is a predicted model, not a curated record.
GUUUCAGACAAGCCAUUAAGCGUAAUGACUAAAUUUGUGUGUGUCUUUUUUCUUUUUUUUGUCAUGACUUUUGUCAAUGAACUCGUUUAUGGUGGUGGUGAAGGAUCUCUUAAACCAGAAGAAUGUCCGACGAAAUGCGACUAUCGUUGUUCAGCGACUCGAGUUAAGAAGGCGUGUCUCUAUUAUUGUAACUUGUGUUGUGAUAAAUGUUUAUGUGUUCCAUCUGGAACCUACGGUAAUAAAGAAGAAUGUCCAUGUUAUAACAACUGGAAAACCAAUAAUGGAACACCUAAGUGUCCCUAAUUCAAUUUCAAUAUAACAUUCUUCUCCACCAAUAA